Molecule: messenger RNA, 1220 nt
Organism: Phoenix dactylifera (date palm)
Lineage: Eukaryota; Viridiplantae; Streptophyta; Magnoliopsida; Arecales; Arecaceae
Source: RefSeq, a predicted model, not a curated record
UCCAAAGAUUGAUUUGCAACUGAUUUGCGGUUGUCUUUGGCCACCUCAUCAUGUGAGGCUGGUUGCUGUCCAAGACCAGACAGCUGACCCAGGAAGAAGCUGAUGGCGCGACGUUGGGACACGUGGAGAGAGGGUAAGGCGUGGGCCGGUCGGAGGAUGAGGUGCCCUCCGGCCCGGCUUUGCUUGUCGCAGUGGGUGGCAGUGUUGCCCGGGUUUUAUGUGGCCAGCACAGCCUGAGAGGGCCGAGUGAGGCGGCUCCCAUGCUGUUUCUCCUCUGGUGGCCCAUGUAGAACCAGAAGAGGGGAUUGAGGAGUGGAUGCAAGGUGGAGGAUUCCCUUCAUGUGGAGAACUUCUUUCCCAGAGAUCAAGGACUCUCCUUCUUGACCUCAUUCGUUCGACCAUCCUCUAAAAUCUUCUUCGUCCGAGAGUAAGAGAGAGGGAAGGAGAGAUGGCUGAGACUAUUGUUGUUCAUGUGGUGUCUCAGCUUGCCAACCUUCUCCUCCAAGAAGCUGCUUUCUUGCGUGGGGUGAGGGAUCAAGUCGAAUAGAUCAGAACAGAACUGCAACGAAUGAAAGGCUUCCUCAAAGAUGCCGGGGAGACGAAAGAGUGGAGAAUUGGAUACGUGAGAUAAGAGAUGUGGCAUAUGAGGUGGAAGACAUCAUAGACAGGGUCAGGUUCACGGCUGAGAGGCAGCGUCAAAGGAGAGGCUUCAUGGGCACCAUUUCCAGGGUGAAGGAUCAAGUCGAAUGGGUCAGAACAGAACUGCAACGAAUGAAGGGCUUCCUCAAAGAUGCCAAGUCCAGGAGGAAGGGAGACGAAAGACUGGAGAAUUGGAUACGUGAGAUAAGAGAUGUGGCAUAUGAAGUGGAAGACAUCAUAGACAGGGUCAGGUUCACGGCUGAGAGGCAGCGUCAGAGGAGAGGCUUCAUGGGCACCAUUUCCAGGAUAGCCAUUUUAAUUGGCAUUAGUUGAAGUGAUGAUCCAGUCAAUAAGGUUCUCUGGCUCUCUUUAAUAUGUGCACAGAAGCAUUUCUAGCUAUUUCUUAUGGAACCAUGGAACCGUUGAUUGUAUGAGUUCUCAAUUUUCAUUUUCACAUCAUAUGUUUCUCUAGAUUUGAUGGAGUUGUUAAUUUUCCAUAAUGUAUUAAUAAUGCUUUGGCACAAGAACUUCGAUCUGAACUUGCAAAUAUUUGGUAAUAUAUGUUAUAUUCUGAUGCAAUA